This is a messenger RNA of Cladocopium goreaui, 1080 nucleotides long. The record is from the annotation of a GenBank genome assembly. NCBI's taxonomy places the organism in Eukaryota, Dinophyceae, Suessiales, Symbiodiniaceae.
AUGCGAAUUGAGCGUGGCCAGGAGUCGCUUCAAUUGGUUGUGAUGCAGGCUGAUGAUGCCUUUGGAAAACAAAUGCCAAUUGAGCCUCGCUCUGGCUCGGAGUCGACGUUGAUUUCUGCGCUGGGAAUUGGUCGCCGUAGUCCUCCACAGGGAAGUGGCACUGCCAAGGUGAUGCCAGAUAAUACCGGCAGAGCACUGCAAAGGAUGGCCAGAGCACGAAGUGUCAGUUCAGCCACCAAUGCAAAGGAGCGAAACUCGCAGUGGCACAUGGGGCUUCAGUUCUUGGGCGACAUCCACGCCUCUGGCGUGACUUUGGACAUUAUGAACUACGUGGCAGGCAUCAGCGCAUGUGCUCCGGGCUCGCGCUGGCAAAGAGCUUUGCACUUCUUGGAGGAGAUCGUUGGAGCAAGUUUUAGACCAAGCGCGAUUUGCCACAACGCAGCCGUUACCUGCUGCCACCGUGCAGAGCAGUGGCCACAGUCACUGCAGCUGUGGACAUCUAUGUGGACCCACAAAAUCCUCCCCGACACGGUGACUGUGAGUUCCACCAUCAGCGUCCACGGCUGCGGAUCUCAGUGGUGGAUGAGCUCGGCCUUGACUGAGACGCUCCUGCGUCACGAGCUGCUGCCAGAUUUGGUGUUUUACAACACCAUUUUGACCUCGACCUCUUGGCCCCUGGCGUUGCACCUUCUGCAGGAUCCGCCUGAUCCGCGGAUCCUGCGGAUGUCGCCGGACACGGUGAGCUUCAACGCAUCAAUGAACGCGUGUGCUAAAGCUGGAGAGUGGCAAGUUGCACUACAUCUCUUUGAGCAGAUGAAGAGCAGAUCUAUUGUCCCAGACGUGUUCAGCUACAGUUCCAUCAUGACCUGCUGCGAAUGGCGCCUGGCUUUAGCCUUUCUGCAGCAGAUGCAGUCCGAGAAGUUGUCACCAGAUUUGCCAUGUUUCAAUGCGUUGCUGUCCUCUUGCCACAGAUCUUCUGAGAGUAUCUUGAUGAUGCAGCUCUUUUCGAAGAUGUUCAGCAUAAGGCUCACCCCGGACAGUUCCAGUUACACGGUGGCCAUCCAGGAGCAGAUGAACUGA